AAGAAGAAGAAAGAUGGCAGCCUCCGUGGACGAGACACGUUAGUUAAGUAAACCCUAAGAAAGUAGUUAUUUUACCGAGUUGCAUAUAUAUUGCUAAGUUCAGUGUAAAGUAGCGUUAUUGUGUCCCUGUGGCGGACGAAGAAUAUCUGGAACGGUUGUGUCACAGAGAAGAAUGUGCUUCAAUCAACUUUGUGUCGUUGCUAUUCAGAAAGUGUAUGACGUCGUAGUGUGAGGAGGAAUUGCCUCACUAGUUAUCUUACGGUGAAGUUAAACUAGCUUUAGAAAUUAACAUUUUAGUGUCGUCGUUCUUCUGGAUCGACGUUGGACGUUUCAUCCUGCCAGCUUGUAGCCUGCGAGAAACCAGCGCUUCCCACUGCCAUCUCCCUGCUCCUCCUCUCUCUCACUCCCGCGGGCCGCGACACUCUCGGUGUGGUCUGUGAGUAGCCUAUUCACUGCCACAUGAGACUCUCCACUCCAGUCAUUGACACGACGUGCAUCCCGUGAACAAUACUUAUCGUACGGAACACUUUUGAGUGACCAUCUAGUGGCUUGACACUGAGUGAACAUUUAACAAAACAGUGACAACAGUGAUCAGCAGUGAGAAUACUAACGCAUUGAACUUAUUGGGAGUGACUUUUGUGAUACUGGCGUUUUGCCUGCAAGGGUAUUUACAAUGUGUUACGUGCUAUUGAUGUUAUGAUGUAUGGAUGGGUGUUCACUGAAUAUACAUGCCUGUUUUGAGAGUGUUGUUAAGACCUACUGGUUAUGGUGAGCUAUACUUAUGAAGUAUGUUAGGGAGCUUAUGUGAUUUACAAUUACUACUGUCAUAAUUUGGGUUUUCUACUUCAAAUGGGUAACUGUUUGUGUUAGGUGCUCCUCAUUUUCAGUUUGAUAAAUUCCCUCGGAGUAAGGCUUCAUUUAUGUGUAGAUCUAAGGAUCUAAGGAUUGGACGUUUUCAUUUUCAAAGGGUUCAAUUCUAGUUAAAGCAAUAGAGAAAUAAAAGGUAACUUUUCUAUACCACAACAUGAGUGUGCUGGAGUGAGGUUACACAUGCAUAACCUAGAAAUAUACGGCAUGAAACAACACAGCCAUUUAGAGAUAAUGUCAAAAAAGCCUGAGCUCCUGUUGUCCAGAUAUACCUGAAGUCAGUGUUUGCAUAAACUAGCCACAUGAUCUUGUACCACAUUCUAACAUGUGACCACUGUAAAAAAGACAACGCACAAAUUAUGUAUUUGCUACACCUCUCAUAACCUAGGCCCUACAGAAUUCUGCACGUAUCCUUUGACCAAAACAAGCCAUAACCUUUACAUUUCACACUUCCAUGGCUCCACCCCACCCCCACCAGUUCUCCUUUGUGGACUUUGAGCAGUGUGAGGUCUGACCAUGUCCAUUUGAGGACCAUAAGCUGUGUGAAGAGAGCUCAUACAUAUGGAAUUCCCUCCUACAUCAGAUUUGCAUUCAAAAAGCCCUUGCAGCUGAUUGGUUAGGUGUGAAUUCUAGAGGCUAAUGGGGCAGGCAAAAGGACUAUAUUAUGAACACAACAGACUGGGGUCUCAAUACUGAGGUCACAUUUGGUACACGUAUCGAAAGGACUACAUCUGUCUUUGUACUGAAGGAUUGUUUGAUUAUUCUCUAAACUGACUUUUGAAAUGUCAGGAUCUGACCAGCUCACAGCAGUGAAGAGGGAGAGUGAAGAAGAAUUUGAUGAUUUCCUACAAGAGUAUCUGUUUACAACUAAGAAAGAGAACGAAGAACAUGGACUGGAACAUGAAUGUAAGACUGAAAUAUCCAUGCCACUACAGGAGAUUAAAAAGGAAGAAAAAGCUUCAGAUCUUCAUGAUCAUACAUAUUGUUUUCCAAGAGGAGACAUUCAAAGGAAUCAAGCUAUUAAAUCAGAACACAGGAAGGGAAAAGGAAACCAAGUGUGCUACAAGCACUCAUGUAGCCAGGAGACUUCAUACCAGAAAUUACACGAGGAGUUGGAAACCAGGGAGGAACUGCUCACUGAUCAUCAGAUUACAGAUAUUGGAGACAAACGGCAUCACUGUUCUCAGUGUGGAAAAGCUUUUAUUAAUAAGUACACUCUUAAGAAUCAUCAGAUGAUCCAUACUGGAGAAAAGCCACAUCAGUGUUCUCAGUGUGGAAAAGCCUUUAUUAAUAAGUACACUCUUAAGAAUCAUCAGAGGAUCCAUACUGGAGAAAAGCCACAUCAGUGUUUGCAGUGUGGAAAGGCCUUUAUAGAAAAGUGUAAUCUCAAGCAACAUCAGAGGACUCAUACUGGAGAAAAGCCACAUCAGUGUUUGCAGUGUGGAAAGUUCUUUAAACAAAAGAGUAAUCUCAAGGUACAUCAGAUGACCCAUACUAGAGAAAAGCCACAUCAGUGUCUGCAGUGUGGAAAGGCCUUUAAACAAAAGAGUCUUCUCAAGCUACAUCAGUUGACCCAUACUGGAGAAAAGCCACAUCAGUGUUUGCAGUGUGGAAAGUUCUUUAAACAAAAGAGUAAUCUCAAGCUACAUCAGAUUGUCCAUACUGGAGAAAAGCCACAUCAGUGUUUGCAGUGUGGAAAGGCCUUUACACAAAUGAGUAGUCUCAAGGUACAUCAGAUGACCCAUACUGGAGAAAAGCCACAUCAGUGUCUGCAGUGUGGAAAGACCUUUAAACAAAAGAGUCGUCUCAAGCUACAUCAGAUGAUCCAUACUGGAGAAAAGCCACAUCAGUGUUCGCUGUGUGGAAAGGCUUUUACAGAUACAAAAGCUCUUAAGACUCAUCAGAUGAUCCAUUCUGAAGAAAAGCCACAUCAGUGUCUGCAGUGUGGAAAGGCCUUUAUAUGGAAGGGUCGUCUCAAGCUGCAUCAGAUGACCCAUACUGGAGAAAAGCCACAUCAGUGUUUGCAGUGUGGAAAGGCCUUUAAACAAAAGAGUAAUCUCAAGCUACAUCAGAUUGUCCAUACUGGAGAAAAGCCACAUCAGUGUUUGCAGUGUGGAAUGGCCUUUACACAAAAGAGUACUCUCAAGAAGCAUCAGAAUACCCAUACUGGAGAAAAGCCACAUCAGUGUUCGCUGUGUGGAAAGGCUUUUACAGAUAAAGUAGCUCUUAAGACUCAUCAGAUGAUCCAUUCUGGAGAAAAGCCACAUCAGUGUCUGCAGUGUGGAAAGACCUUUCUAUGGAAGGGUGAUCUCAAUGUACAUCAGAGGAUCCAUACUGGAGAAAAGCCAUAUCUAUGUUCUCAGUGUGGAAGGACCUUUAAUUACAACAGCAGCCUCAAGCUACAUCAGCAGACCCAUACUGGAGAAAAGCCACAUCAGUGUUCGCAGUGUGGAAAGGCCUUUGCAUUGAAGGAUAAACUCAAGCAACAUCAGAUGACCCAUACUGGAGAAAAGCCACAUCAGUGUUCGCAGUGUGGAAAGGCCUUUGCAUUGAAGUGUAAGCUCAACAUACAUCAGAAGAUUCAUUCUGGAGAAAAGCCACAUCAGUGUUUGCAGUGUGGAAAGGCCUUUGCAUGGAAGUGUGAUCUCAACAUACAUCAGAAGAUUCAUUCUGGAGAAAAGCCACAUCAGUGUUCUCAGUGUGGAAAGGCCUUUAUACGGAAAAGUCAACUCAAGGUGCAUCAGAGGAUCCAUUCUAGAGAAAAGUCAAAUCAGUGUAGUACAUGAGGGAAGUGUUAUGGGGUCAACCCAGAUCUCAAGAGACAAAGCCAUUAACUUAUCUAGGCUACUUACAGCCAUAUUAUCAAUACAUUUAUUUACUAUUCAUUUAUAUUCGCUAAUGUAUUCAAAUAUGUAAAUUGUGUCAUUAACUAUCAGAGGGGUUACCAGGAUGCAAUCUUUGGGGGGGCAUUUGGCUUAUUUGGGGUGACAAACAACGAUCUUUUAGCGCAUGGCCACUUGGCAGACUCACAGGGCCCAUAGUCUAAACAAUGUAGUAGUUGUUAAACCAGGUGAAUAAAUGUAUGGGUUUCCCAAUAUCAUUUGUAGUGGUGUUGUGACUGAUACAUCUCACAUUCAAUACAAUAAUAGGUAUACAGAAUCAUAGAUGAUCUGUAGCCAUUCUAUCUAUCUAUCUAUCUAUCUCUCUAUCUCUCAUGCAUCAGCCAGGAGACAUAGUCAAUGAAAAAUACAUAAGACUAAUAGUGUGUCACAAUUGUUUUGAUACUGAUUUGGUAUUGAUUUGAUUUGGGAGUCCAACCACACCAGUGGAGAUCAAAGACAUUACAAGGCAUAUUCUUCCCCCAACACUCAGUGAAAAGGUGGCUUUGUUUGUAUUUCAAACAUUUUGAAAUUCAUAUUAAGUUUACAUUAUGAUAGGCUAGCCUAUGCGUAAUUAGUUAUAUUAAGUUGACUAUUUCAUAUAGAUUUUUUUAUUUUGACUCACAUUUUACAUGAUUGUCAUAUUGAUUUACAUUUAGGCUAUCUUUAAUGUCAUUGAGUGCCUGUCACUUUAAGAGAACGUGAGAGUAAUAAUUAGGCUUCAGUAAUGAUAUUCGGCUAGUCUAAAAUAGGCAUAAUGCAUAGAAAUAUGUGGAAGCAAUGCGUUGAUUCUAUGUGGUUUAAAUAAACGUUCAAAAAAACAAACAAGAGCACAAUAUGCAUGCAGUGAUUAUUGUGGGGUGCUAUUACAUACAGAGCGAAGUUGGAGACCUGUGUAUGUGCUGCCUGCAAUUUAA
Sardina pilchardus (European sardine) is the source of this 4663-nucleotide messenger RNA. RefSeq names its product zinc finger protein 260-like. The transcript is spliced from 2 exons. Bases 1650 to 3653 code for a protein of 667 amino acids. Lineage: Eukaryota; Metazoa; Chordata; Actinopteri; Clupeiformes; Clupeidae. The record is from RefSeq and is a predicted model, not a curated record.